AUGUGGGAAGGAGUGAGGAAGAAGGGAAAGUCACAGAAAGAAAGGAUGAUAAAAGGAAGCAACAAUGGUGAGUGGAAGAGAGUGGCUGGUUAUGUGGGUUUGCUUCAAAGCUUACCAACCAUGAUUGCAACACUGGACUUGCAUUUCACUCAAACCUCACAUCCAAAAAUGGUUGAGGGUCUCAAACUAGCAUCUCCGGCACUCAACCAAAUUCUGCUCAAACUUUACUGUGCUGAGAAGCCCUUGGAGAUUGAUCAUCACUUGUAUGAAUUUGGGUCAGUGGAGUAUCAUAUUCAGUCUCAAGCCUCUAAUCCACAACUAGCCUACUUGUCAAUAUCAAUGCCACCUCUUUGCCAUGGAGUCCUACCAAAUCAACUUUCUUCUAAGACCAUUGAAAUGGUUAAGGAUAUAUGUCCUAAUGUUGUGGAGAUUGUAGAUUCUACCAGAGAAGGAUACCAACUUACUCUAAAGCUUAAUCUUAAUCAAAUUCCAAGAAACAAAGACUAUGAAAAGGUCAUUAGGGAGAUAUCAACAGUAUAUUCAGUAAUUCUGAGUUCACAGUUGAAAGAAAUAUUAUGGAACGUUAACUCUGAUGAUGCACUUCAAGGGAUGUACAAACCCAUCAAACUAGUCUACCAUUCAAGAGAACCUUUCUUUCUCAUCAGGCAGCCACAAAGAAUCAUAGCAGUAUUCCCUAUUCGUUUCAAGGAACAGUCAGAUGUGACUAUUGCCACAACUUUCUUCCAGGAGCUUGUGGACGUGGGAAGUUCAGACAAAUGGGCCAAGGCACCACCUUGCAACUGGUCAGCCAUCCCUCCACCAGAGUUACGAGGAGAAGCUUUUGAGGAUUUGAGUACCAAUGGAGGGUUUUUCACUUUUGAUAUCUCUUCUCGCCAUGUAGAAGGAAAUAGGCUAGACAAAACUGUCUGGAAUCUAUUAAAUUUUAAUGCCUAUGUUAGAUACCAUGUAAAGAGUACCAAAGGUUUUAUUCAAAGAAGGAUGAGGAAGCGCUUGGAAAGUUUAGUUGAGGUCCUGCACCAAACAAACUCAGAAGAAAAUGAACAAACCAAACAACAUCAAGUAUAUAGGUACACAAAGAAACUAGUAAAAUCAACAAAAUAUGUCAUCCUGAAACAAAGAUGGGGAACAUUUGGUAGAAAAAUAAAGAGGAUCGGUUUCCGACUUAAAAUUCAUGCAUUUACACGAUUUCGUCAACGAUGGUUGAGGUUCCCAAAAUUUUCAACAGGAUAUACAAAAAUAGAGUAG
This is a messenger RNA of Sphenostylis stenocarpa, 1266 nucleotides long. The record is from the annotation of a GenBank genome assembly. Lineage: Eukaryota; Viridiplantae; Streptophyta; Magnoliopsida; Fabales; Fabaceae.